CACACACACACACACACACACACUCAGUCUCACACACAAACACAGGAGCGCAGUAGAGAGCAGGAGGAGAAGGGAGGAGAGGCAGAGAGCGGAAUAUAGCCUUAGCGUUCAGUAAGAGCAUCAUGGCACCCAUUGGAUUAAAGGCGGUGGUCGGCGAAAAGAUUAUGAAUGAUGUGAUCAAGAAGGUGAAGAAGAAGGGAGAAUGGAAGGCCUUGGUGGUGGACCAGCUGAGCAUGAGAAUGCUUUCUUCCUGCUGCAAGAUGACUGACAUUAUGACAGAGGGCAUCACAAUUGUGGAGGACAUAAUGAAGCGGAGAGAGCCUCUACCCACCUUGGAGGCCAUUUACCUCAUCACCCCUACUGAGAAGUCUGUGCAGACGCUCGUCAGUGACUUUAAGGAUCCCCAUUCGUCAAAAUACAGAGCAGCUCAUGUAUUCUUCACCGAUUCUUGCCCAGAUCCGCUCUUCAAUGAAGUGGUGAAGAGUCGCGCUGCAAAGUGCAUCAAGUCCUUGAAUGAGAUCAACAUUGCCUUCUUGCCGUACGAGUCACAGGUGUACUCUCUGGAUAACCCCGAUGCCUUCCAGAGCUUCUACAGCCCCCACAAGACUCAGAUGAAGAACCCAGUGAUGGAAAGGCUAGCUGAGCAGCUGGCCACUCUGUGUGCCACGCUCAAGGAGUACCCUGCUGUCCGAUACCGUGGCGAGUACAAGGACAAUGCCACACUGGCUCAGCUGGUGCAGGACAAACUGGAUGCCUACAAGGCAGAUGACCCCACGAUGGGAGAGGGUCCUGACAAGGCUCGCUCGCAGCUCAUCAUUCUGGAUAGGGCUUUUGAUCCCGUCUCUCCUGUCCUUCACGAGCUCACCUUCCAGGCCAUGGGCUACGAUCUGCUGCCUAUUGAAAACGAUGUCUACAAGUAUGAAACCAGCGGAAUGGGAGACUCUCGGGAGAAAGAAGUGCUGCUCCACGAGGACGAUGACCUCUGGGUGUCUCUGAGGCACAAACACAUCGCCGAGGUGUCUCAGGAGGUGACGAAAUCUCUGAAGGAAUUCUCAGCCAGCAAACGGAUGAACACUGGAGAUAAGACCACGCUGAGGGAUUUGUCUCAGAUGCUGAAGAAGAUGCCGCAGUACCAGAAAGAGCUCAGCAAGUACUCUACUCACCUGCAGCUGGCGGAAGACUGCAUGAAGCACUAUCAGGGCACUGUGGACAAGCUGUGCCGUGUUGAGCAGGACCUGGCCAUGGGAACAGAUGCAGAAGGGGAGAAGAUUAAGGACCCCAUGAGGGCCAUCGUGCCCAUCCUGCUUGAUGCCAACGUCAGCACCUACGACAAGAUUCGCAUCAUCCUGCUCUAUAUUUUCCUCAAGAAUGGAAUCACAGAGGAGAACCUGAACAAGCUGAUCCAGCAUGCACAGAUCCCCCCUGAGGACAGUGAGAUCAUCACCAACAUGGCUCACCUGGGUGUCCCCAUCAUCACAGACUCCACUCUGCGCCGGGGGAAGAAGAUGGACCGCAAGGAGCGUGUGAGUGAGCAGACCUACCAGCUCUCUCGCUGGACCCCGCUGGUGAAGGAUAUCAUAGAGGAUGCCAUUGAUGACAAGCUGGACACCAAGCACUACCCUUACAUCUCGACUCGCUCAUCCUCCUCGUUCAGCACCUCAGCAGUCAGUGCUCGAUAUGGCCACUGGCACAAGAAUAAGACCCCUGGAGAGUACCGCACCGGGCCACGUGUCAUUGUCUUCAUCAUCGGUGGCGUGUCUUUCAGCGAGAUGCGUUGCGCCUAUGAGGUCACACAGGCCAACGGAAAAUGGGAGGCCAUCAUCGGUUCCACCCACACGCUCACCCCAACCAAAUUUCUAAAGGAUCUGCAGCAUCCCGACUUCCGAGAGUCCACUAGGGUGUCCUUUGAGGACCCCGUUCCCUCAGACGAUUGAGAGAACGAGGGAAAGGGUGGGAGAAAGAGAGAGAGAGAGAGAAAGAGAGAGAGAGAAAGAGAGAGAAAUCACACUCUGACAAAGCUCGACCCAUAUCUUCACCCCUACCGUGCUCCUGGACGCUCUCAAGGCCAUGAACAAACCAGACGAGGAUCAGACAAGCUAAAACUCUCCCUCUCUUCUCUUCUCUAGCUGAUCACCCAAAUCCCCUGCUCCUGUAUUAAUGUGUAUGCAUCUUGCUUGAAAGAAAAUGUAAAAAAAGAAAGAAAAAAAAAGAAAAUAAACAAUGGAAACACUGACUAAAAAAAUAUGAGAUAUAUAUAUAUAUAUAUAUAAAUAUAUAUAUAAAAUAUGUUGAAAAGCAAAAGAAUCAUUGUAAGUAUUCUCAUGUUUUCCAAUGGAUGCAAAUGUUUAAACUGUCAAAAGAAAAUAAUAAUAAUAUGGUUUAAAUACUCAAACGCCAUUUGAAACAGAAAGAACCAAAUAUUGAUAUUGCUAUUGAUAUUGGAUGCUCAGAAAUGUAAAUGUGAACGGUAGAAACUUAGAUCGUCGCUGUGAUUUGUCAUGGUCGUGGGCGGGGGAGGGGCAGGCGUGUGGAUGCGAGUGCCACUCGAGAAUCUAUCCUCGUAUCAUUUCUCUUGCUUUAUGGCGAACUCCUUGUCGUUCGUCACGCUGUACGCCGAGAGCUCCGAUUUUAGAUUCAUAGUCGUGCAUGCCAUGGAAUCUUAUUUGUGGCCAUUUUAAAAUCCGAGGUGGGGGGGAGAGACACUUUUGACACUGACUGAGCAUCUGCUGAGGAGAGGAAGCAAAGCGGUUGAUGAGGGGGAAAAAAUAUGAGUCAAAUUGUAAAUAGCUCCAGAAUGCAAAUAACAGCCCUCGUCAAGGCCUCGGCUGCGGAUCUACCCGCCUGGACUGUUUGUUUUGUUGCUCUGCAGAGAAUUUCACGUUUUAGUGUCGAAAAGGCCAUUGCUUGCAAAUGUUUGAAAAAUAUUCUCAACAGAAAAAAAAAAGGGCCAGCUGUACUUCAGUAUUGUUAUCCUGUCCGAUUAAAGUCUCAUCAUUGGCUAGUAAACCGGGCCAUGCACUGAGUAGUGUGAUGUUAUAUAUGCCAUAUGUUGAUGUUAAAACGUCUCCCUGUUGACUUUCUAACUGUGAAGUAGUACUUUUAUUUUUUUCGUUCAAUAAUAAUGCGAAGCCAAUGUGUUCGUGAUGUUUGAGCUGUAGUUGUAGUAGUAAACAAAAAAAACAACAAAAAAAAACAAAAACAAAACAAGAACAACUAACUAUAUUUGGUUCGUCUGUUUGUUAGUGCAACGUAACUCUUCCACUGGUGAAUGGCUUCGCAAAGAGAUGUAAUCCCAUCUUCUUAUUUCCUCCUCCCCCCACCCCUGCUUCUAUUUCUAUUUAAUUCUAUUUUAUUCCUCUGCUCCUGCAACCAGGUUGUAUAUUGCACUAUUGAGUUUUCUGUGAUGCGAAUGCUUGUUUAUUUUGGAUUUAUGUUUCGGUUCGCUGUUGUAAAAGCUCCGAGUGUGUCGAGUAAAUUUAUAUCAAAUUUAUUUAUCAGAGAAAAUAUUAAGAAAUAAGAAGUUAGUCUGUCUUUAAACCUGUUUAUCUUUGCUGGGAUUUCAUGUUUGCAAGCGUUGAAGCACAAACAAAAGUAAACUCGAUGUGUACUGAUGUAAUAAAGACUGUCCAAUAAAUUGGCUUCCAUUCCA
Messenger RNA from Hemibagrus wyckioides, 3649 nucleotides. It is a transcript of the gene stxbp1a, whose product is annotated as syntaxin binding protein 1a. Gene Ontology annotation, cellular component: secretory granule; plasma membrane. NCBI's taxonomy places the organism in Eukaryota, Metazoa, Chordata, Actinopteri, Siluriformes, Bagridae. Gene Ontology annotation, biological process: neurotransmitter secretion; vesicle-mediated transport; intracellular protein transport. The record is from RefSeq and is a predicted model, not a curated record. The coding region runs from base 123 to 1934 and encodes 603 amino acids. Gene Ontology annotation, molecular function: syntaxin binding. The transcript has 20 exons.